Toxotes jaculatrix (banded archerfish) is the source of this 3352-nucleotide messenger RNA. RefSeq names its product unc-5 netrin receptor C (gene unc5c). The transcript is spliced from 17 exons. Gene Ontology annotation, biological process: netrin-activated signaling pathway. Gene Ontology annotation, cellular component: membrane. Gene Ontology annotation, molecular function: protein binding; netrin receptor activity. The record is from RefSeq and is a predicted model, not a curated record. NCBI's taxonomy places the organism in Eukaryota, Metazoa, Chordata, Actinopteri, Toxotidae. Bases 325 to 3195 code for a protein of 956 amino acids.
CCGGAGCAUGAAUUUGCCAUCAAGACAUCGAUCCACACUUCCAGACAAACCAAGUGAACCUUCUAAGGGAGAAGCAGACGGAGACAGAUUUUAACGCAACACCUUAUCUUACGGAGGGCGAUGCACCCGCGUCUUAUUCCAUAAACUGUGACAGUUCGCGUGUUUACAAAAACACAGCGCUGGAUUUAUUUUCUGCAAAGCUGCUUUUUGCUCUCGGGGUUGUUAAGGGGUGAAAAUUUGGCUGCGGCGCACAACAACGAGCGUGUUUGAGCGCAAUUUCUCAGAGACUCGGACUUGCCUCAGAGCGGAGUUUGACUCCUCGUCAUGGGGUACGGUGCACAGACUGACAGAGAAGGAGGAAGAGUGCUGAGAACCUCUCCUGAGAUGCUGACCGCGUCCUGGCUUUUGCUCUUUCUUCUGGUGGACAUCGGAGUGGCUCAAGUUGAGGAUGACUUCAUUGGCCUCGGUGAAUUGCCAGAAACCUUCCCUUCAGACCCCCCAGAGCCACUGCCCGUGUUUUUGAUGGAACCAGAGGAGGCCUACAUUGUCAAGAACAAGCCGGUCAACUUAUACUGCAAGGCCACACCUGCCACCCAGAUCUACUUCAAGUGCAACAGCGAGUGGGUUCACCAGAAGGAGCACACUGUGGAGGAGCGGGUCGAUGAGAACUCUGGCCUGGUAGUGAGGGAGGCCAGCAUAGAGAUCACUCGGCAGCAGGUGGAGGAGCUGUUUGGACCGGAGGACUUCUGGUGUCAGUGUGUGGCCUGGAGCUCCGCAGGGACCACCAAGAGUCGCAAAGCACACGUCCGUAUUGCUUACUUGAGGAAGACAUUUGACCAGGAACCUCUUGGGAAGGAAGUGUCUCUCGAACAGGAAGUGCUUCUCCAAUGUCGUCCACCUGAAGGCAUCCCAGCUGCUGAGGUGGAGUGGUUAAAGAACGAGGAGGUUAUUGAUCCUGCAGAUGACAGAAACUUCUAUAUCACCAUCGACCACAAUCUGAUCAUCAAACAGGCCCGCCUCUCUGACACUGCCAACUACACCUGUGUGGCUAAGAACAUUGUGGCCAAGAGACGCAGCACCACCGCCACAGUUAUUGUCUACGUGAAUGGUGGAUGGUCCACGUGGACAGAGUGGUCAGUGUGUAACAGUCGCUGUGGCCGUGGUUACCAGAAACGAACACGCAGCUGUACCAACCCAGCACCACUCAACGGCGGGGCCAUCUGUGAAGGCCAAGGCAUCCAGAAGCUGCCGUGUAAUCCUCUCUGCCCAGUGGAUGGCCUGUGGACAGAGUGGAGUAAGUGGUCUACCUGUGGGACAGAGUGCACCCACUGGAGGAGGAGAGAAUGCAGCGCCCCAGCACCCAAAAACGGGGGAAAGGACUGUGAGGGCAUGGUACUCCAGUCCAAGAACUGCACCGAUGGGCUGUGCAUGCAGAGUUCCUUAUAUCAGAAGUCCUCUGAGGCAAAAGACAAGAGUGAUGUGGGAAAUUCAUUGGCCCCCAGUACAGAUGACGUAGCUCUGUAUGUGGGUAUUGUUAUAGCGGUGAUCAUGUGCCUGGUUAUCUCUGUCGUCGUGGCGCUCUUCAUCUACAGGAAGAACCACCGGGACUUCGACUCCGACAUCAUUGAUUCCUCUGCCCUCAAUGGUGGCUUCCAGCCAGUCAGCAUCAAGACUGCCCGCAAAGCUGAUCUUCUAACAGCACCCCCUGACCUGACCUCAGCGGCCGCCAUGUACCGCGGCCCAGUCUACGCCCUCCAUGAUGUGGCUGACAAAAUCCCCAUGACCAAUUCCCCUCUGCUGGACCCUCUUCCCAACCUGAAGAUUAAGGUGUACAACUCCUCAGGCUUAGUGACUCCACAGGAUGACCUGGGAGGGGAAUUUUCCUCUAAACUGUCACCUAAGCUGCCGCACUGCCUCCUGGACAACAGUGACAGCACGAUGGGUCGUCGCACACAGACCCAGACGUUGCUCCGCACAAGGGAUCCGUCCUGCUCAGCUCUGGGCUCCUUCAGCUCCCAGGGAGGGCACCUCAUUGUGCCAAACUCAGGGGUGAGUCUGCUAAUUCCAGCAGGGGCCAUUCCUCAGGGCAGAGUGUAUGAGAUGUAUGUGACGGUUCAGAGGAAGGACAACUUGAGGCCCUCAGUGGAAGAUGGCCAAACAGUCUUGAGCCCUGUAGUAAGCUGUGGGCCCCCCGGGGCCCUGUUGACUCGGCCCGUCAUCAUCACCAUGCACCACUGCGCCGUGUGUGAUGGCCAACAGGACUGGCUGAUCCAGCUCAAGAGCCAGUCACAGCAGAACCAGUGGGAGGAUGUCGUGGUGGUAGGGGAGGAAAAUUUCACCACACCAUGCUACAUCCAAAUGGAUGACGAGGCCUGCCACAUCCUGACAGAGACGCUGGGUACCUAUUGCCUCGUGGGCCAAUCUCUCAGCGCUGCCACCACCAAGCGCCUCAAACUAGCCAUUUUUGGCCCUGUCACCUGCCCUGCCAUGGAGUAUCACAUCAGAGUCUACUGCCUGGAUGACACUCAGGACGCACUCAAGGAAGUCCUGCAGAUGGAGAAGCAGAUGGGUGGGAAGUUGUUGGAUGAACCAAAGACUCUAAACUUUAAAGACAGCACCCACAACCUGAGACUUUCCAUCCAUGAUGUCCCUCACACGUUGUGGAAGAGCAAACUACUAGCCAAGUACCAGGAGCUUUCCUUUCAACAAGUAUGGAGCGGUUCACAGAGGAACCUCCACUGUUGCUUUACCCUGGAGCGGUUCUCUGCCAGCACAGUGGACCUGGCCUGUAAGAUUUGUGUGCGUCAAGUGGAGGGAGAAGGACAGAUUUUUCAGCUGGACACUACGCUGUCAGAGGAUUCCCAGAGUAUUGACACAUCUCUGCUGGACCCCGCCAGUAACAUCACCACACUGGUUGGGCCCAAUGCCUUCCGCAUCCCCGUCUCCAUUCGACAGAAGUUGUGUGGCAGCCUGGAUGCGCCACAGACCAGGGGCAAUGACUGGAGGAUGUUGGCCCACAAACUUAACCUUGACAGGUAUCUUAACUACUUUGCCACCAAAUCCAGUCCUACAGGAGUUAUCCUGGAUUUGUGGGAAGCUCAGCAUUUUCCUGAUGGCAAUCUCAGUCGUCUUGCCCAGGUACUAGAGGAGAUGGGGCGCCAUGACAGCCUUGUUCCUUCAGCGACUGAGCACUGACAUCUGCCCACCAGGGAGUGUGACAUUCCAGGGAGGAAGAAGACAUAAAAAAAAAAAAAAAAAGAGUGGGGGGACAAAUGCAGGAGUCUUUUGGCAUCACAGUGACAAAUUCACGUAAACACUCACAUACACUGCGUGUGUGUACACUCAAAGAAGU